This is a messenger RNA of Penicillium nucicola, 1440 nucleotides long. RefSeq names its product aldehyde dehydrogenase. The record is from RefSeq and is a predicted model, not a curated record. Gene Ontology annotation, molecular function: succinate-semialdehyde dehydrogenase (NAD+) activity. Bases 1 to 1440 code for a protein of 479 amino acids. The transcript has 4 exons. Lineage: Eukaryota; Fungi; Ascomycota; Eurotiomycetes; Eurotiales; Aspergillaceae.
AUGACGCUCCCAACAGUCCCGCUCCUAAUAAACAACACCUCCGAAACCCCGACUCAAACCUUCGAAGUAAUAAGCCCCUACACAAACAAACCCUGCUGGACCGCUGCCGCCGCAACACCAGACGAUGCAAUCCGCGCCGUCGAAGCAGCCAACGCCGCCUUCCCAGCCUGGUCACAAACAAAGCCCACCGCGAGACGCGACAUCCUCCUCAAAACCGCCGAUAUCCUCGAAUCCCGCCUGGAGACAUGCGCCGAAUACAUGCGCACCGAGAUGGGCGCCGACGUAGGCGCAUCCCAGAUGUUCGUCGUGCCCUUAGCCAUCCGCAUGCUGCGCGAGGUCGCCAGCCGCACCACCAGCAUCUGCGGUAGUGUCCCCGUAGUCGAGACAGAAGGCCAGAGCGCCAUUGUAUACAAGGAAGCGAUGGGUGUAAUUCUGGGAAUUGUACCUUGGAACGCGCCCUACGUCUUCGGUAUCCGCUCUGCGGCUUGCGCCCUUGCGGCCGGCAACACGACUAUCCUCAAAUCCUCCGAGCUGACACCCCGCUGCUACUGGGCUAUCGGCCAGGCAUUCGUCGACGCUGGUCUCCCCGCUGGCUGUCUGAAUGUCAUCCACUGUGCGCCGCUGGAUGCUCCCGCUGUUGUCAAUGCCAUGAUCGAGCACGAGGCCGUGCGCAAGAUCAAUUUCACGGGUAGUACGGCCGUUGGUCGAAAGAUUGCGCGCGCCUGCGGUCAGAAUCUAAAGCCGUGUCUUAUGGAACUAGGUGGCAAGAAUAGCUCAAUUGUGUGCGCGGAUGCAGACUUGGAGGUUGCAGUGCAGGGUGUUUUGGCUGGUGCUUUCUUGAAUUCGGGCCAAAUUUGCAUGGCAACAGACAGAAUCCUGGUCCACACCUCCAUCCUACCGGCCUUUACAGAAGCCCUCCAAAAAGCCCUCGCAGCAGGCGCUGCCGCUGCCUCACAGCCCCCAACCCUCGUCAAUACGGCCUCGAAAUCCCGUGUUGAAGCCCUUAUCGCCAGUGCCAUUGCCGCCGGUGCCCACUUCAUCUCCGGCUCCGACAUUCCCUUCCCCACCAGCCCCGACGCCGGCGUGCGCAUGGCGCCUGCUGUGCUAGGCGGUGUCAAAGAAGAAAUGGCAUUGUGGCAGGAAGAGUCCUUUGCUUCUGUUGCGGCGUGCAUGCCUUUUGAUAGUGAAGAUGAGGCGAUUCGGCUGGCGAAUGGCAGUGGGUAUGGAUUGUCGGCGGCUGUGUUUACCGAGGAUUUGAGAAGGGGGUUAGCUAUGGCCAAGAGGAUUCAAUCUGGGGCUGUUCAUAUUAAUAGUAUGACUAUUCAUGAUGAGCCGGCUCUGCCUCAUGGCGGAGUUAAGAAUAGUGGCUGGGGUCGGUUCAAUACUGAUGAGGGAUUGAAUGAGUUUUUGGUUACGAAGAGUGUUACCUGGAUGGAUUAG